Molecule: messenger RNA, 3990 nt
Organism: Paralichthys olivaceus (Japanese flounder)
Lineage: Eukaryota; Metazoa; Chordata; Actinopteri; Pleuronectiformes; Paralichthyidae
Gene: slc22a17
Product: solute carrier family 22 member 17
Biological process (GO): transmembrane transport
Cellular component (GO): membrane
Molecular function (GO): transmembrane transporter activity
Source: RefSeq, a predicted model, not a curated record
UCUGACGGGUUCAGCCGAACAUUGCCGAAGUGAGCCGGAGCCCCUCGCACCUCUGAUCGGGCUCCUCUCGGUGUCACAGCGGCUCUCUGUCUGGAGGACUGUGCGUUUCCCGGGGCUGGAGUCACACGCACUUUACCCGCUGUCUCACGGACGUGUGUUAUGUCAGCAGGCGGACACCAGGACUCACGCAGCGGCUGCAACAGAGCGACGUAGCAUCCCCACAUCUCCAGGCGGCGGAGGGUUCGCUGUGCUCGGCUCCGACAGCAGCAGCAACCCGGUGUCCUUUGUUGUGUCGGCGGCGGCGGCAGCAGCUGGUGUUGCUCGGAGACGACGACAUGUCUGCGGGACAGAAAUGUGUCUUCGUGUGAGGGACGGAGCCUCCUGACGUCGAGGCGCGGAGGAGAUACGGUGACUGCGGAGAAAGUAGCCUCGAGUCUCCGCUGUGCCUCCUCCUGCAAUGUUUGGAUAACGGCGGCACCUCGUCACACAUUUAACGACGUUUGAGACGACCUCCCUACGUCUCUCCCCUUCUACGAGGGAACAAACCACUACGACAGCACCGACCUCACCCCUCCGACCUCUGCCUGUAACUCUCCCGAUGAUGACGUCCCCGGACUCUCCCCCUCUCGUCUCUCCUUCCCCAUGCCCCGCUCCGCCUCCGUCUGUCCCCUCCUCUCCUGUGCCCUCAUCCCCAGCCCCGUCCUCCUCCUCCCUGCCCGCCCCACCUUCGCUGCCUCCCACAGGAGAGGUGAUGGUGCUGGCGCUGGGCAGGAAGAAGCAGAGGGUGCUGAUUGCUCUCACCAUCCUCCCCAACCUCUUCCUGGCCUUCCUGCUCUCCUCUGACCCACUCAUCACACUCUCCCCGCCCCACCACUGCCACCUGCCAGGGCCCCUGCCGUCUUUGGAGGUGCUGAAUGCCUCGCUGCCGUGGGAGAAGGCGGAAAGGCCUCGGGACAGCAGGGGCCCAUCCCAGUGUAAGCAGUACGCCAACGGCAGCCAGUCAGCAGUGGUGGACUGUGAGGCCGGCUGGGACUACAACGUCACAGAGGGGCUGAGGAACAACAUUGUUACCGAGUGGGAUCUGGUGUGUGGUCAGUACUGGCUGGUCCCUGUGGAGGAGGUGUGUUUCAUCCUUGGCGUCCUCACUGGCUGUCUGGGUCUGGGCUAUGCUGCAGACAGGCUGGGCCGGUCCAAGACUCUGCUGACCUCCCUGACCCUGUCGGUGGUGUUUGGGGUCCUGGUGUGUGUCUCUCCGUACCCCUCCAUCUUCAUUGUUAUGCGUUUCUGUCUGGCGGCUGCUAGUGCGGGAGUCUACCUCACUCUGUACAUCACCCGUCUGGAGCUGUGUGAGCCCUCUCUGAGGCUGGUGGUGACGAUGCUGGCCGGGCUGAUGACUGUAGCCGGAGAGCUGCUGCUGCUGGCCGUGGCACUGGGCUGCCAGUCCUGGAGAGGCCUGCUGGGAGCUGGGGCCGCACCGCUGACACUGUUCCUCAGCUAUGGAAUUCCUGGAGUGUUUCCAGAAUCCCCUCGCUGGCUCCUUCUGUCAGAGCGAUCUGCAGACAUGAACUCGUUCAGCGACAGACGAAACUCCAACAGAGACGUGAGGGAUGACGAGAGCUUCACAGAGCUGGAUUCAGAGCCAUCCUCCUCCUGCCGUCCCCACCUGUCCUUCCCCGAGCUCUUCCACAGCAGGAACAUCUGGAAAAACUUGUGUGUGCUCGGGUUCACCUCCUUCAUCUCUCACGGCAUUAGUCACUGCUACAGCUCAUUCAGAGGUGACGUCAGAGGCACCGCCCCCAGUUUCUAUUGGAUGUACCUGUUGUCAGUGUGCGCAGGCGGUGGCGCCUGGCUCUUGCUCUGGGCAACUGUGGACAGGUGUGGUCGCCGAGGUAUCCUGCUCCUCUCCAUGACGAUGACAGGGCUUGCCUCUUUGAUCCUCCUCGGACUCAUGGAGUACCUCAGUGAGACGGCCAUCACAGUUUUCUCAGUGUUGGGUCUGUUCUCCUCUCAGGCCACCGCCUCACUCUGCAUCCUCUUUACUGCAGAGAUCAUGCCCACCGUUAUAAGGGGCAGUGGCGUUGGCACCGUACUCGCUCUGGGCUGCGUGGGCCGCCUCAGCUCCCCACUCAUGGACCUGAGGAACCACUACGGCUACUUCCUGCACCACGUAGUCUACUCGUCUCUGGCGCUGCUGGCCGUGCUGUCCAUCCUGCUGCUGCCCGAGAGCAAGAGGAAGCCGCUGCCACAGACACUGGCUGACGGAGAGCAGUACAGACGCCCCCCGCUAGGCAGGAGGAGGAGGGACAACGUGCCGCUGCUGGCGACGCCCAACCCAGAGACUUAAAAGACCCAGAGACAAGAGGCAUGGACUGUGUAGUGUUGCAGCCAGGACAUUUACAUUCGGCAUGUUCCUGCCAAGGAGAAAAAGGACAGAGCGGUGCAGAGACUUGGGAUGGAUGGAGACAGAACGAGGUCAAAGCUUCCUGACGUAUAGUCCUCUUGUCGCACUCGACACAGACUGAUGGUUCAGCUGCCAAUAUUCUACAUCUUCAUUUUUCUGUUUCUUGUCAUUUAGAUGUUUGAAUGUGUUUGAACACACUCCCACACAUCAUCUUUUCUACAUCUCCCAACAACAGACCCCACACAGCAAGAUGUUAGCUGCUUAUUACCAUCCAGACACGACGAGGCUCGGGUGUUAGCCUCAAAUUAUUCUUAGCGUUUGUCUAAACCUGUGUACACUGUUUUUUUGUCAUGUCAGAAAUGUACGAAAAUUACACAAAGGUUGAUUUUCUGUACUUCUGUUUAGCUGACACUCCAAACAGAGUAGGACUCUGUUCUCUGACGUCUGUUGUAACACUUUAGUGGCUGUGGGUGAUACAUGCCGUGUAAAUACUCUAGACCUAGUUUCUUUAACUUUAGCUUGAGUUUUGGAAACUGUAUGCACAGUAUGCUAUGCAGUGGAGAAGCAGCGCAGAGGAGUUGAAUCAUUAUUUUAUAAGAUAAUGGUUAAUUAGUCUUCAAAUUUAAGGAACAGUUUUAUGAGCAUAAAUGAGCCAUUAUCAAUCUGGGGAUCAAAGGCAAAUAAACAGAACAAAAAGGCCUUAAAUCAGAAUAUUCAUGUUUAAACCACCAAAUCUGGCCUGGAGCCAGCUAUAUUUAUAACUUUUGUUGUUAAUAGGCAUAAUUAAUAAAUUAUCCAGAAGCUGGAGGCUUUUGGUUCUAAGUUAAAAACUAUUAUAUUGUCAUGGAGGAAAAGUAAACUUUUCUCUGGUCCACUGACUGUCACAACAUUCCUAUCUGCAUGUUUGGAGAAUCUUGAAGGGCUUGUUUCCUUGAUCUGUUUUACUUCUGUACUUCUCUAGAUGGCCAGUCUCAGCUGUAAGAGAAUAGACGGGUACAAACAAACUACAUUAGAAAUUGUAAAGUGUCUUGUGUGUAACCAGACACGUUUUUUUGUCAGGACAUAGAGGUCGUCUUGUUAUUUGAACUGAAUGUUUUAUCAAUGCUGGAGAAAGGGCCCGAUGAUGACGCUCCGUGAGGUCUGAGUGGGAGCGGGUGAGGGCCCCCGCAGCUCCAAAUAAACCCACCCCUCUACUCCUCCUCGGCCACACAUCGAAGAUGGCUGUUCUUUAUGUUGAGUGUGAAAUCUUGACAGAGAAAUACCAAAGCACGUCAGUGUGAUGAUGUGCUCGGGUAAUUCUGAAGUUGGGUGAGUGGCAGUAGGAGACCGAGGUGGGGGGGGUUUGUUUGAGGAGCUAUUGAAGGACACUAAACCUCUGCUGGCGCCCUCCUCUGUCAGCCUUUGGUAGUUUUUUUUAAAUGUCCUCUGUAUGUUGCACUCAACGAGUCCAAACACUUAUACACUAAAUAUUGUUAACUUGGCUCGAGUAAUAUUAUUAUACCUGACCUAUAACACUGAUGAUCUGUUCAAUGAUGAGUGUGAUGUUGUAAACUCUAUAGCCUGAUUUCAUGUAAAAUUAAACUUGUUAC